CCUUCACUUUUCGAUCUCGCGUUCUUCAGGCUCUUACCGGUCAAGUCCUUGCUCUCGCUCUCCAGCCCUCCGAGUCAAGUAAGCCUCUUCCCUUUUUUCGACUUCCCCUUCUUUUUUUCUCAGCUUUUCUCUCCGGUCGAUGUCUUCUUCUUAUAGCCAAGACAUUUCUGCCUCAGAUGCCCACGCAUCUGAGGAAUCCCCGUCUACCUCUUCGUCGACCGGGUCAUCUUCACCCGUUCUUGGACCCCGGUCGGUUCCCAAGCCCAAUAUCCCAGGACCGCGGCCGUAUACCGAGCCAGCCACCGCCCCAGACUUGGAAGAGAGUUUAGAGAAGCUUCUCCGAGGGGACCCGUUCACCGGGCAAAUGUUUCACUACGGGGCUUGGAUCUGGCGGAUCCAACCGGGUGGCCAGGGUACCGUUAUGGCUCACGAAGUAGCGGGGCACGGGGUACCCGCCCCGGGCAACACUGCAGAGGCCGGGGGCUCCAGCCACCCAGGGAUGAAUUUCAGAGUAUUCAACAUCCCAACGAAGAGGACCGGUGGCUCUUCCUCUGCUGCCCCAAAAACUGUACCGGUCCAACAGGAACCGGUGGAGAUCCAUUCGGAGGAGGAAACGCCUCCAACCGGGGGAGAUGCUCAGGCCAAGAACGCCCCGGUGAAUCCUCCCCUCGACAAGGGAAAGGGGAAGAUGAGGAUGAAGAAGGCCGCCACCACCCAUCCAGCGGCGAAGAGGAAAAGGGGGGAAAGUUCCCUGGCUGAGGAAUCGCUGGAGGAGCUCUGGGUCAAAUUGACCCUCAAGCUGAAAGAGAUGGGUGAAGUUAGGCCUGACGCCUUGGAGCAACUCACCGAAGAUUCCUCCUCCCGGUUGGCCCAGCUGGAAGAGAAGUUGAAGAGAUCCGAGGCCCACAACCGGGAGCUCAAGGACCUGACGGCCCGACAGUUAGAUGAGAUGGCAAAUAUUUCAGCAAUUGCUGGGGGGGCCAAGGCUGAGACUCUCCAGCUGAAGGAAGAGAACCUGAAGCUGAUGGAGGAGUUGGAGUCGAAGGAACGUGAGUUUCCCGGUAGGGCCCGCCGGUGGAUGGAGGACAAUCUGGUAGAAGCUGCCCGGGUUCUCACCUCUUUUGGGGAGAGGACCAUGGAGGGCUUGAGGCUAUUGUACCGGGAGGAGCAAGGGAAAGAGAUGAUCACCCAGAUUGGCUCCUACAGCUUUAUGUCUGGACAGAAACGAGACCGGGAGGCUACCCACGCAAUCCUGGCUGAACGGGACCCGACCUUCUCUGCCGACGCUUACGGCCUGGCUCCCAUCCCCAGUGAGGAACCCGAGCCCCCUUUUCCUUUGGAAUGAACUCCCCGGCUGCGCCCGGUUAUUUUUGUAAAAUUUCUAGACUUGAAAUUUCCCCGGGUAUGCCCGGCGUACUUGUAAACAUUUGACAUCUCCUGUUUUGUUAAAUGCAAUGUUUGUUUGCUUACCCGGUAAAUCUUGCCUUUGCCUCUUGAUUGAUACUUUGCUCUUGUUCCUUAGAAUCUCUUCAUAAAAUUUCUGGCCGGUU
Cuscuta campestris is the source of this 1550-nucleotide messenger RNA. NCBI's taxonomy places the organism in Eukaryota, Viridiplantae, Streptophyta, Magnoliopsida, Solanales, Convolvulaceae. The record is from the annotation of a GenBank genome assembly.